Molecule: messenger RNA, 2441 nt
Organism: Puntigrus tetrazona (Sumatra barb)
Lineage: Eukaryota; Metazoa; Chordata; Actinopteri; Cypriniformes; Cyprinidae
Product: GTPase IMAP family member 8-like
Exons: 5
Coding region: 189-2291 (700 amino acids)
Molecular function (GO): GTP binding
Source: RefSeq, a predicted model, not a curated record
UGAAACAUCUAGCUCUGUAGCGUCACGCUGCAGGGAGUUGCUUGGAAUGUAAUAUCAAGUCCAACCAGUUUUGGUUGAGUUAUUAAUACACAACAUUAUAGAUAGAGCACACAUUUUAUCAGCUGCAACACAUUUAGUUUCUUGCCUUCUGAAGUGGUUCUGUCUACAGCAUUUACGUUUGUGUGAGAAUGGCUGAUUGGAGUGGAUCAUCCAGAGAACCAGGGGGACAUCAGUUAAGAAGAAGAGGAAGUAUGACUGAACCUCCAAGCAUGUUUGGGAUUAAAAACGACCUGAGAGUAGUGCUCCUGGGGUCACACGCAGAUGUUAAAGCCUCCUGUGGAAACACAAUCCUGGGACGAAAGGCCUUUAUGAAGUCCUCCCUGAACCUGCUUGAGAGGCAUGAUGGGAUUGUUUUGAAGAGACGUGUGGUGGUCAUCAACACCCCCGAUCUGCUCAACCUCGUUCUCUCUCCUGAAGAACAAGAUGUGAAGAAAUUGUUCAAUCUGUCCGGUCCUGGUCCUCAUGCUCUUCUUCUGGUCCUGAAGCCUCAGUCAUUUACAGAUCUAGAAAAAGAAGCCCUCAAGCACAUUAACAUCAUUUUUGGUGCAGGCGCAUCAGAGUACGUGAUCGUCGUCUUCAUGCACGAGAAGUACAUCAGCGUCAGAGACUCUGAGUCUCUCCUGCAGACCUGCAGACGACCACACUGUCAUCUACAGAAGAAUGGAGACCAGUCACAGGUGCAGAAUCUUCUGGAGAACAUUGAGAAAAUGGUGGAGCAAAACGGUGGCCAUCACUUGAAGAUUUCUAAAGACCCCGGGACAAACAAAGCACCUCUAGAGCCCUUACAGAGGCCAGAAAUACAUGGAAAUUUGAAGAGAGCAAAAUCCACUCGUGCGAAAAAGAACUUGGAGUGUGUGAGGAUCGUUCUGAUUGGAAAAACCGGAGCUGGAAAAAGUGCUUCAGGCAACACCAUCCUGGGAAGCAAGGUGUUCGAAUCAAGGGCCGCGAUGAGAUCUGUGACCAAGACCUGCCAUCGAGAGAGAGGGACGGUCUGCGGUCGGCCCGUGACUGUGGUGGACACACCGGGACUCUUCGACAAAAGCCUCAGUAAUGAAGAGAUCCAGCAGGAGAUCAUGAGAUGCAUUGAUCUGUCGGCUCCUGGACCUCAUGUGUUUCUGCUGGUCAUCGCUGUCGGCCCGAUCACACGAGAAGAGAGAGAAACCGUUCAGCUCAUCAAGACGGCCUUCGGACAGAAAGCAGAGGCCUACACUAUGGUGCUCUUCACACGAGGAGACAGUCUCAAAGAUCAGAGCAUUGAAGACUGCAUUAAAGAAGAUCAAGAAAUCCAACAACUGAUCCGUGCCUGUGGAGGAAGAUUUCACGUUCUCAGCAACGAACAGAAAGACCCCGCUCAGGUGGUGAGUCUGUUAAACAAGAUCAAUAAGAUGAUGUGGAGUAAUAAACCCAGUUUCUACACUGACAAAAUGAUUCAGGAGCUGCUUCUGGAAAGAGAGGAGGAGGCCAAACGGGAGAUAGAGGCUAUUAAAGUCAAAUAUGAGAUUGAACUCAAAGAUAUUCAAAACCAAUUAGAGGAGGAAAAAGCUAAACUGAAGGUAAGCGAUCUUCUGUUUAAUGAAAAUUUGCAGAGCAAAAUGUUGAGAAAGUAUGAGGCGGGAACAACGAAAGACAGCGGAGUGACAACAGAUACAGAACAAACGCAGGAGAAAACUAAAAAACACUCUGAGAAGGAGAAGAGCGAUUACGAGAAAGAGCCAAUGAAUAAGCAGAAAAAUCAGCUUUUGGGAACAACAGGCGUUGACAGACAAAGAACAGAAACCGUAGAAGAAGCAAGAGAAAGAGAAUCGGACCAAGAGAAAAAGCAACACCAUCAAACAUUUCUACGUUUCGGAGAACUGAGGAAAAGUGCAAAAAAAAGGGGGCAAAAAAGUGAAACGAGGAUGAAAGGAUAUGAAGCAGAAUGUGAGAAGGAGAAAAAAGAAAACCCGACAUAUAGCGUAUAUACAGAUCAACAAGAUACUUGUAUGAACCCAGGAGACCAGACUGACUCGAUGAAAAAGACAGAAAACAUGGACUUGCCUCAAAAGAAUGAAGGCCAGACAGACACGGACAAAGAGAAACUCCUGCUUCAGAACAUCGAGGAACUAAAUCACAAGAUGGAGGUGCUCUCGUUGCAGUACAGAACAUUUACAGAAAGACAUUACGAAGAACUUAAGAAAAAUGAAAAAGUUGGCACCAAGAAAAGGAAAAAAAAUCCUUGUGCGGUUCACUAACAGACGCCUGCAUGAUAUAUGUAUUAAUAACUACAUUUACUGCAUCCGCUGUGGCCUUUUCCAGAUCUAUAUGUAAGGGAAGGGCUGAUGUUUAAGAUUGAAGGGCGCAAAAGUAAACAAUUAUACAUAAAACUUUGAUCUGAGUUGAAA